GAAGGAGAAAGAUGAAUUGGCAGGAAAGUUCAGGUUUGGCAAGACCAUUUUGAUCACGGAUCUCAACUACAAGUGCCAAGCGAACUCAGGGGGAACAACGAACAUCCAGUAUGGGCUCGAUGAGAUGGGAUAUGUCGUCACGGUCAUUGACAUCAACAGCUUCAAGAGCGUGACCAGAGCCCAGAAGUUCCUCGAUGCAGUCGAGCACUUGAUCAAGAGCGUGAUGCCAAACAUUAUUGUCGAGGAGAAUGUGACCAUUCAUUUCUGGAUAUCUUUUGCAUUCCUCAUCACGGACACUCAUCCAUACCACGUUUGGGUUGAGAGGAACUAUGCAGAGAGGCUCGCCGAGGCGAUCCGAAGAGUCGACAAGUUGGCAACGAGACCAAUCUUUGUAUCACUCUGCAAAGAUCCAAGAUUUCAUGGUAUCCGAUCGGGCAUCCAGGAUAUCGCCAUUGAUUCUGCCGACAUCCUGAGGAGCUUUGGAAUCAUGGUUACGACUGAUGAUGGGAUGUGGCGUUGCGAGCACGGUGAGAUCCUCAUGAAAGCGCUGUCGCACUUUGGUAUGGUCAGAGUUCCCAGAGAUCGAGUCAAACAGAUCUUCGUUGGGAAACGCGGAAGACAAUACGGUGUCAUCCGAGAGGAGUUCACUUUGGGUGAAGGCAAUGAUGCCCAUGAACGAUUUGCAUAUCGUGCCGACCCAGGCGAGCUUCUUGCGGGCCUGGAAGCAUCCAUCAACAUCUUCCAUGGAACGACAAGAUCUACCACAACUCCAAAUACGAAGAGAGGUGGAUCAAGGAUCACCGAACCUACCAACUAUGAGGAGACGUUGGUGAACCAGAUCCUACGAACCAUUGAUGUGGUGAGGAGGUCGUUGGAAGCAACGGCCAAUCCCGAUGGUCAAACCCAGGUGGGCUUGGUGUUUGCAGCCGACUAUUGUGUCUUGAGUCUUGAGAUGUCCUUGAAGGAAGAAGAGGAUGAGGAGGACGACUCUGACCCAGACUUUGAUCUCUUCGACUUUGACGACACCCAGGUGAAGAGGUGUCCCUUGUGGCUGGCGGCCAAGUACGGUCAUGAUGAGGUGAUCCGAUUACUCCUCCACGCCAAGGCGGAUAAGGAGAGGGUAGCUCCAGAUGGCUCCACUGCACUGAUCGCUGCCUGCAGUGCGGGGCCGCACACCACUGCUGCAGUUGCAACGCUGCUGGCAGCGAAGGCACACUUUGAAACCAGUGAUGACGCGGGCAUGACAGUGCUAGGAUAUGCGGCCAGGGCUGGCUUUCCAGAGGCGGUGCGACAGUUGUUGGAGGCCAAAGCCAUGCAGGUCUGGGAUGGCAAAGGUCGCACUCCUCUGCUGUGGUGCGCAGCUGAGAAGGGCAGCCGCUUCGUGGAGGUGGCCAAACUGUUGUUGCAGCACGCUGCGGAAGUGAACGCCACGAGUGAUCACGGCUCACCCCUCACCUCGGCCGUCCCGUCUGCGGACGCCGGGAUGACCUGUGCUCUUCUCGAGGCCCGGGCAAAGGUGAACCAACCGGACCAGUUCAGUCAGUCCGCUCUCUGGCUGGCUUGCCGUUAUGGCCGGAAGGAUCUGCUGGAUCCACUGCUGACUGCCAGGGCGGAUGUGGAACAAACGGAUGCACAUCAGGUCUCGCCUGUCGAGUGCUGUGCUUUGUUUGCAGAGGAUGUGGAGAUGGUGAAACAGUUGGUGCAACUCGGUGCCAGCACUGAAAAGUUGCUGGACCAAUGGGAAGAGAUGCGACAAAUGGCCUGCUGCGACGAUGAAGACUUGGAAGACGUCACAGAGUACAUUGAAGUCUUGAGGGCCGCCAAGAUCUUCGUUGGGCUCAUGGUGAAUCCGCCACAGCUAGGUGAUCCAUCCUAUGAACUCUUUCAAAAGGAAACCUCUGGCAUCUUUGAAUCCUUGAAGAGGCGUGCCUUGCGUCUGACAGAUGCCUUGAACAAAGUCCCGGGUAUUUCGUGCCAACCCAUCGACGGAGCUAUGUAUGCUUUCCCUUCAGUCAAACUGCCACCCAAAGCCAUUGAGGAUGCAAAACAGAAGGACCAAGAACCAGAUGGUCUGUGGUGUUUGGAGCUGUUGGAAAAGACGGGCAUUGUCACGGUGCCAGGAUCUGGUUUUGGACAGAUGGAUGGCUCCUUCCACUUCCGCACCACCAUUCUGCCACCGGAUGAGCUCUUAGAGGAAGUGGUGAAGAAACUCAUGGUUUUCCAAGAGGACUUCAUGAACAAAUAUGGUGAGUGUAAUGGUUCAGGUGGUUACUGA
This is a messenger RNA of Cladocopium goreaui, 2275 nucleotides long. The record is from the annotation of a GenBank genome assembly. NCBI's taxonomy places the organism in Eukaryota, Dinophyceae, Suessiales, Symbiodiniaceae.